This is a messenger RNA of Coccomyxa subellipsoidea C-169, 303 nucleotides long. RefSeq lists its product as hypothetical. The transcript has 2 exons. NCBI's taxonomy places the organism in Eukaryota, Viridiplantae, Chlorophyta, Trebouxiophyceae, Coccomyxaceae. Gene Ontology annotation, molecular function: copper ion binding. The record is from RefSeq and is a predicted model, not a curated record. The annotation marks the transcript as partial. Gene Ontology annotation, biological process: response to metal ion.
UAUGUAACCGUCCCCAGUCAGGAGGUUGCUGAAAAGUUGGCAGCUUUGCUUGUCAAUCCGGACCACCGCCUUGCGGCAUGUGUCAACAUAGUUCCAGGGCUCACUUCUAUAUAUUGGUGGGAAGGGAAGGUGAACAAGGAUGCGGAGCUGCUGCUGAUGAUCAAGACGCAGACACACCUUGUCCCGAAGCUCACGGAGGUUGUCAAGAGCAAUCAUCCCUAUGAUGAAUGCGAAGUGAUCAGCCUGCCAAUCACAGGAGGCAGCUCCUCCUAUAUCAAGUGGAUCCAUGACAGCACCAGCGCA